AUGUCUCAGACAUUCUUCGAGCCUACGCCGGCAACAGGGUUCAAUAAGUACUCCAAUCCCAACAGAGUCUGGUUCAGAGACGAGGCUUACGAUAUGCCAACAACACCACCACCACAAGAGCACAAGAAAAAUGUGGUGCUAGCCAAAGUCCCCAAGCUCUACCGGGACACCAAGAUCGCCAUCAGAUGGCACUUCCGUCGCCUCUUGUCGAGCGAUAUAUCUGCUCACCUGCGCGCUCUCUGCCCACAAGGCCAGGUCCGAGACGUCACGUACUGGGCUGAGGUCUCGAUCUACAGCAACAGUCUUCAAGAGCCACACGCUGGUGCCGGGAAGACGACUGUCCAACGCGUCCGCAAAUGCCGACAGAUCCGUCCUGGAAGUGGAAAGCAUAAUGCGCAGCUCAUGCAGGCGCAUGAAUGGCUCGAGGAGCAGAGGGAGAGAUAUGGGGAUGCUAAAACCGAGAUGGUGAUGGGCUGGUAUGCGAGGCCACGCGGAGCUGGUCCGGAGACGAGUUGGGAGAAGUGGGGUGGAGAGUGGUGGGACUUGUAG
Molecule: messenger RNA, 549 nt
Organism: Cercospora beticola
Lineage: Eukaryota; Fungi; Ascomycota; Dothideomycetes; Mycosphaerellales; Mycosphaerellaceae
Source: RefSeq, a predicted model, not a curated record